CUGGGUUUCUACUUUCUAAACACGGAGCAGUAAAAUCAAGAGCUACAUUUUCGGUUACAUGCGACAUUUACAAUUAGGAUAUAAAUAUCUCUCCAAAAUAUCUGAAUGUAUUCACUGGCAUUAUCUUCCUCCGGUAAUGUAAUUUAGCCCCCCCGCAGAGUUGGGAUUAAUGGUUCAGUCCUUUUGGAGGCUUGAAAUUUUGCCACCGGCUUUCGUGUGAUACAGUUCAAACAUAAAGUGAGUCAGUAUAAGCCAGUAUAAACACAGUUUAUGUUUCAGCUAAUCGACCUAGAAAGUAUCUACAAAUGCUAAGUCCACACUACAAGUUAAACAAAUAUGAGAGCACUCAAUCUACCCUGUCCUUGGAUUCCUGUGAGUACUAUCAGAUGGAGAUAUUCGACCAGCUGCCUAGUAUUCAGGCUUCCCGGCCCGAGCAAAACAAACGAGGUGUUUUGGAAGCAUGUGAGGACUACCAGAGUGGCACAGAGGUGGAGGAGAAGUGGAGCCAUGGCCCUCUGCUCAAAGAACCCAGAAGAAAGAGAGACAAGGUGUCUAUGCAGCCACUCAGGAACCUGGCCAUGUGUAUUCAGGCAAAAAGAGAUGCCAGGGACAGGAGGAAAAUGCAAAUCAGCAAUAUUGGUUUUUGGGAGUCCUGGAGGCGGAGCCAGAGCAUCGCCAGAAAGAGGGUGUGGGCACAGAUGGGAGGAGCUUUAGCAGGCCUGUUGCCAUGGCAGCACACUCUCCACGCCAUUGAAGGCAGGUUUGGAAUAGGCGUGAAGGCCUAUUUUGUUUUCCUCAGAUAUCUGAUCUACUUGAACCUGCUCCACUGUGCUCUUAUCUGGGGUUUCAUUCUGGGGCCUACAACAUUUUAUGGCCGGAGCAACAGCAGUGAACCGUUGAAGUUUGGAGCCAAUGAUUCCAUUUUAGAUUUCUUCCAGGGGUCGGGCUACUUAUAUCGGUCCCCAGUGUUCUUUGGUUUUUAUACACGCGGUUCCCUGAAUUUGCCAUGCUUAAACACCCCUUUGCUGUACUUUGCUGGAAUUCUCACCAUCCUCUUCCUCAGUCUCAUCAUGGUGACCCGUAGAACGAUAGUGGGCUACAAGCACACCUGGUUGCUCGGGAAGCGUUACAGUAUGAAUGUGAGCUAUAAGAUCUUCUGUGGCUGGGACUUCACCAUCCAGGACUCUGCUGCAGCUGUUCUCAAACACAGCUUCAUCAGGAAUGACCUCAAGCUGUUCCUUGAGGAGCAGAGUUUCUCCCUGCGCGAGGCUGAGAGGACGCUUGGACAGAGAAUGCGUCUUUACCUGCUUAGGCUCGUCCUUAACAUGCUCGUUCUGACUCUGCUGAGUGCAGCCUUCUGCCUCAUCUGGUUUGCCACUGGAAAAUCAAAGGAUGAGCAUAGGCACAACUGGUUGGUCAGUCUGUUCCUCCAGUAUCUCCCCCCCAUCACCAUCACCUUUGUCAACCUGUUCCUUCCUCAUGUCUUCCAUAUGAUCUUGUAUUUCGAAGACUACUCCAUCACCACGCAGGUCAAUACAACACUUGUGAGGAGCAUCUUCUUGAAGUUGGCCUCGCUGGGAAUCUACUUAUUUUUUUUUAUCACACUGGCAGAACACCAGAAACAUGAGUGCAAGGAGAACCAGUUUGGUAGAGAGAUAUACAAGCUGUGCAUCUUUAACUUCCUUGCCACGUUCUGCAGCGCCUUCCUCUUGAACUACCCCAGAAAGUUGUUGCAGGAGAAGUACCCUGGAUCCUUGCUGGCCCGGUUGUUGGGAAAACAACAAUUCCUGAUUCCUUUGAAUGUGUUAGAUCUGGUGUACAGUCAGACAGUGACCUGGGUGGGAGUCUACUACUGCCCUCUGCUGCCUCUGAUAGGAACUGUCAUCUUGAUGGCCACAUUCUACAUCAAGAAGUUCACAGUCCUGCGGUGCUGUACGCCAGAACAGCGGCUGUUUCGAGCAUCCAACUCCUCGGUUUUAUUUCACUUCAUGUUGCUACUCGGUCUCCUCAUGGCUGCAGUCAUACUGGGCUUCAACCUCUACCAGCAAGAAGCCACACCAGACAAUAUGUCCUCCUGUGGUCCGUUUAGAAACAGUGAGACCGUGUUUAAUGUGACAGCAGUGUGUGUGGACAGUCUGCCCAGCUUGGCACAGAGCACUCUCCGCUACCUGGCAUCUGAGGCAUUUGCCCUGCCGCUCAUCCUAGCUGAGAUUAUAAUCUUAACCUCAUAUGUAUCCCGUGGACGAGCCAAUCAGAAGGCCAUCGAGAGGCUGAAAGAAAUGCUGGUUAUGAGCAGCUCAGAUAAGCGCUUCCUGGUGAAACAGCAUGCCACAAUGCUCAGACGUAAAAAAAACAACUUGCAGAGACCGUUGUGAAGCCACCAAAGACGGUGCGCCUGUGAGUCGCUGCAAAAGCCCCCUCCCCUUAUAUAUUCUGAUAAAAGCGUCCAAGCUGUCACAUCUGUCCGUCCACAGACACCCACUUCAAAAUAAAGCCUUGCUCUGGCUGACCACAGCUGGGUGGAGGCCUGGCGGCUGAAAAUAAAAAGCCAAAGGACUGACGAAUGCUCAUUUUCCCAGUAAAAUGUUACACAAAGAUAAGAACUGCAGUUUUUACAUUUUUCUGCAAAGGCUACAGCUGUUUUAAUUUACAGUCCACUUAAUCUCAGUCAGGUCAUUUUUUGUGUUCAUAUAUUUUAAAGAUUACUUUAUGUUGCUUGUGAGUGUGUUAAGCUCGAGUUAAACAUUUCAUAUAACUUUUUUUUUUUUUACUUUAUUCAGUGUAAAGAAAGAAUUUACACACUUGAAUACAUUCAUAAAUGCAUAAACAUAAUACUGUAUGUGUAGCUCUGUUCCAAAAUGU
Molecule: messenger RNA, 2862 nt
Organism: Monopterus albus (swamp eel)
Lineage: Eukaryota; Metazoa; Chordata; Actinopteri; Synbranchiformes; Synbranchidae
Gene: tmc8
Product: transmembrane channel-like 8
Exons: 16
Coding region: 306-2375 (689 amino acids)
Cellular component (GO): plasma membrane
Molecular function (GO): mechanosensitive monoatomic ion channel activity
Source: RefSeq, a predicted model, not a curated record